Colletotrichum karsti is the source of this 918-nucleotide messenger RNA. RefSeq names its product phosphatidate cytidylyltransferase. Gene Ontology annotation, molecular function: actin filament binding. The coding region runs from base 1 to 918 and encodes 305 amino acids. Gene Ontology annotation, cellular component: cytoskeleton. The record is from RefSeq and is a predicted model, not a curated record. NCBI's taxonomy places the organism in Eukaryota, Fungi, Ascomycota, Sordariomycetes, Glomerellales, Glomerellaceae. The transcript has a single exon.
AUGGCUCCGUCCGCCACCAUCGACACCGCCGCUCCCGCCGUGGGCGGCACCGCCGUCGCGCCCAAGGAAGCGUCGCACUCCAAGCACGGCCACGAGCUCCAACACAAGACGCCCCUCCAGGCCAUGUCCCACGGCGACGUCGUGCUGGCCGGCAUCCCCAAGUUCCCCGACUUCGCCUCCCAGCGCCAGUGGCAGCUCGAGCACAUGGCCGCCGCCUUCCGCCACUGGUCGCGCGAGGGCUACGUCGAGGGCAUGAGCGGGCACAUCUCGGUCCGCGACCCGGAGAUCCACGACGCCUUCUGGACGAACCCCCUCGGCAAGCACUUCGGCCUCCUCAAGGCCUCCGACAUGAUCCUCGUCAACCUCGACGGCGCCGUCAUCGGCGGCAACCGCUCCAAGCCCCCCAACACCGCCGGCUUCCUCAUCCACGCCGCCGUCCACAAGGCCCGCCCGGACGUCCACGCCGUGUGCCACUGCCACAGCCUCUACGGCAAGGCCUGGUCCGUCUUCGGCCGCCGCCUUGAGAUGCUGACGCAGGACGCGUGCAAGUUCCGCGGCGACGCGCACUCCGUGUACAACAGCUACGGCGGCGUGGUCCUGGGCCCCGAGGAGGGCGAGAUGAUCGCCGAGGCGCUGGGGCCCAACGGCAAGGCGUGCAUCCUGCGCAACCACGGGUUGCUGACGGUCGGGCAGACGGUGGACGAGGCGGCGUUCUUGUACACCUCGAUGGAGCGCCAGUGCCGGGUGCAGUUGAUGGCGGAGGCCGCGGCGGCGAACGGGCUGCCGAAGGUCCUUGUUACGGACGAGGAGGCGCAGUUCAACUUUGAUGUCGAGAGUGACCCGGAGAUCUGCUACUGCGAGUUUCAGGUGUACUACGACCUGGAGGAUGAGCUGUCGAACGGCGCGUUUAAGAAGUAG